Molecule: messenger RNA, 1140 nt
Organism: Lecanosticta acicola
Lineage: Eukaryota; Fungi; Ascomycota; Dothideomycetes; Mycosphaerellales; Mycosphaerellaceae
Source: the annotation of a GenBank genome assembly
AUGUCCGUCACCGUCACCAUUGCCGGAGCGGGAAUCUCGGGCCUCGUGCUAGGCCGCUGUCUGCAGCAAAGAGGAAUCAAAGCAAUCCUCUACGAAAAGAGUAAACCUCUCACGGCGACGAAUCGGAACAAUUAUGGAAUCACGCUACAAGCUACGUCUUACCGGCCUCUUUUGAGAAUUUUGGGGUUGGAGGAGGGUGCUUUUCGCAGGAAAGUCGCGGUUGACGGAGCUGUGGGAGGGACCGGGCGGGUUGUUGUUGUUGGGGGGGAGGACGACGGGGCUUUUCGUGCGAAUCGGAAUAGGUUGGAAGGCUUACUGGCGGAGGGACUGGAUGUGAGAUGGGAGAGGGAGAUUCAGGGUGUGCAGGCGUCGGCGGAGGGGGAAGGGAUGGUGGAGGUGGAGUUCAGCGAUGGGACCAAGCAUCAGACUCGGAUGCUGGUGGGUGCGGAUGGCGUGCAUUCGCAGGUCAGAAAGGCGACUGCGCCAGAAGUGGGGUUCAAGAUCUUGCCGUUUGCGGUCUAUAAUGGCAAACGCAAGAUGGGUGCGGACGCUUUCCGUUGUGAUUUGGCUCCGAGCUUUCGAGAUGGCAAUGUUCUCCAGCAGCGGGUUGGCAAUGUAUUGCUUCAAGUGUCGAUCAACGAGCGGACAGAGGACGAGGUCAGCGUCAGCUAUACAUACUCUAGGCCAGCUGCGUCGGACGAUGAUCCGCUCUAUCGGCCUCACAGAGCCAAGUCAGAAGCCAGAGAGAUGCCGGAAGUGUUAUUCUCGGAGAUUGAUGCUCUCAAAGGGCGGCUUCAGGAGCCAUACGCGGCCGUCUUCGACAGUGCUGCAAUGAAACAAGAUCGAAUGUUGCAUUGGCUCAUGAGGACGUUGCGAGUCGAGCAGCAUCGGGUGACGAAAGCAGUUCAAGAUAACAUAGUGUUGAUUGGAGAAGCUGCUCACGCUGAGCCAAUCCUUGGAGGCCGCGGAGGGAGCGAAGCGAUCGAGGACGGGAUGGAGCUUGCAUUGAUGCUAGCAGAACAUGGAAAGAACGGCCUCGGAAAAUUCUUGUCGAAUCGAAAGGCUUUCUGGGACCAGGGCAUCCAAGAGAGUGAAGUCGGGAUUGCCGAGAUGCAUGGGACUUCCCGGUCAAGCCUAUGA